Cladocopium goreaui is the source of this 1495-nucleotide messenger RNA. Lineage: Eukaryota; Dinophyceae; Suessiales; Symbiodiniaceae. The record is from the annotation of a GenBank genome assembly.
AGAGUGAGCAUCCCAUAUCCUACUUGCCAUGGCGUCAGCGAAGGAACCAUACUUUGCUUCCAGCCCAUGCGCGCUAGGUAGCCUCCGUGCAGCUGCUGGCAUCAGCCUGGGUGAAGCCCUGUGUCCUCCGAUCCCAACGACUCGGCUCCGCGAUCCCUCCCCGCGGGAGGGCUGGCGCAGCGCUUCUUCGCGGCAAUCGCCACGGCCUCACUGCGGUCGGCAGUAUCUCAGUCCAGCUGCAGCUGCUGGUCAUUUGGCCCUGCCCAGCGCAAGGUCUAAGAUGUUGCAGGAAACUGGUUGGCCGGCUGAUUUGGUUGCCAGGGCUGGCAUGGGCGUUCGAGGUUUGGUGCCGCGCGGAACCCUCUUUGAACGCUAUAUGACAUGCCCGGUGGAGCCCACCCGCAAUGGCUUGUACCAGUUUUGUAUCGUGGGCCUGGACGCUACACCAGGCAGCCCAAGAUAUUUGGGCUGGGAGCCAACAGGAUAUUUCGACCGAUGGUUUCACUGCGAUGAGGUGGACUUGCGUUUGGCAUUGCAACGGGCACAUCAGGUGUACAAAGAAGGAGAGCGAGAGGCAGUUCGAUGGCCCGAUGCGGCAAAUGCGCAUGAGUCGCUGGUGUACGCUGGACGUUUACCGAAGUUGACAUCCAGAGGGCUACCUACCAUAACGGCUGACUGUAAGCAUCAUCCAAGGAAUACCAUUGACCUGAUGGGUCCGCUGCUUUAUGAAUGGCAAAAGCGCUUCUUGUCACUUCUGCGCCUGGAUCGAUGCCGGACGCUGCAACUGCUGGUGCUGGAUGGCUCUGCACGGCUGGCGCGACACCUCCAGGAUUCUUUGGAAGACGUAGAGGUGUUCGCCACGGAUGCCAAAAAGCUCCCCAAACCGAAGCCACUGGGUUCCUUGCGGGACAAGGCGCGAACUUCAGUGGACUAUGAUCGAUUGCAGACUGCUCCACCAGCGUUGAAGCUUACGGAAAAUGAGUUCGACGUUGUGGUGAUCCCCUUUGUUUCGCAGAGGCUCUGCAAAGGAGAUCUGAAGGCUCUGCUAACUAUGAUGCGGGAGGCGCUUCGAUGCUGCUCAGGCCAUGUUCUUAUAGCCGAGGAUCUAGCGGAAGAACAGCUGGUUGAAUGGAAGCAAGUCAUUCAGGGCGACUGGUCUGCCACAAUCCUAAUGGAUGGGACACUCCCAUCUGGAGAGGUGAAAGAUCAUUUCUUGUCACCAAUCUGCGACUCAAGGGAGCGAAGGUAUUUGGUGAUCGACGCUGCCAGCUUCCAGGAUCGGAAAGAAGCCCGGGCAGUGCCUGGAUUCAAGCGCAGUUUCACGACACCAGUCUGAAAGACAACUGUCAGAAGGUUUCACUCAGCAGGCCAAAAGGCUGCUGAAAAGCGUAGUGACCCUGUGACCUGAGGGGUGACUCUCCUGUUUGGAGAGCUUAGAUUAGACGGUUGCAAUGACCCGUCUGUCCUCUAGGAUCGCUCAAGCUCAAAGGAAAAA